CCAUAUGUUUAUCAACCCCAUCCCCAAUUCCCCCUCGACAGCUCGACGACGGCGCUCCCAGGCCCCAGCCUCGCUUGCUCCGGCUCCGGUUCCGGCGGCGGCGCUGCCCCUAUCCUCCCUCGGUGGGUGGCGGCGGCAGCGGGGUGCGUCCACCCCCCUCAUCCCUAACGCUUCUGUUAUCCCCCCCCCGUCGUUCCGCCUCACCGAGACGACGAUCCCGGGGCAACAUAUUCCGGCGAGCAGCAGCUGUACUUUGAGGCCGCAAUGAAGGAGAGUUCCCAGGAUGUUGAGAGCAGGGCAAAGCCGCAUCCAUUGGUUCAAGGUGAUGAUGAAGUCAAGGCUGAACAGCCAAAUACAGUAGCCACUGAUGUACAUUUAGGCGACUCUGAUUCCUUAUCGGCUGCUAGCAAUGAUAAUAAAAGGGUUUCUCGUGAAGAUAUUGAACUUGUCCAGAAUUUAAUAGAACGAUGUCUACAGCUAUAUAUGAAUAGAGGAGAAGUUGUUAGAACUCUUUCUACUCGUGCAAGAAUAGAACCAGGUUUCACUACCUUAGUAUGGCAGAAACUUGAAGAAGAGAAUUCUGAGUUCUUUCGGGCUUACUACAUACGCCUGAAAUUGAAAAAACAGAUUAAUUUGUUCAACCACUUACUGGAGCAUCAAUAUCAUCUUAUGAAGUACCCAGUACCACAGCAGGUUCCGUUGGCCCCAGCACAGAAUGGGAUCCGUCCUAUGCCUGGUAACAAUUUGCCUAUGGGAUACCCAGUGCUCCAACAACCUGGAAUGCCUGCUCCUGGCCAGCCUCAUGUUAAUUCAAUGUCCUGUGGUCCACCUGGCUGUCAUGUAGUAAAUGGAAUUCCUGCACCGGGUGCUUAUAAUCCGAUUCGCAUGAGCUCAGUGAAUGGCAUGACAGAGAAUGAAGUGCCUGGAACUGCACAUGCUGGAGCCAUGUCAACUGAGAUGGCUGUGAGUCCAUCAUCAGCAAUGUCAAGCAACCAUGUUUCUUUCACUCCUGAUAUAUCAGGGAUGGAUGUUGACGCAUCUACUGUAAAUGCCACUUUUGGAGAUGAUUUAGCGAAUGGAGGACCUCUGCACUUAGGACCAGAUGGUGGUGAUAGCUCUUCACUGGGGCAGCAGAUCUGGGAUUUCAGUCUAUCUGAUUUAUCAGCAGAUUUGACAAAUCUAGGAGAUCUGGCAGCCCUUGAGAACUAUGCGGGCAACCCAUUCCUGCCUUCAGACUCUGAUAUCUUUGAAUCCCCAGAUGAUGACAUCGUUGAGUAUUUUGCCGAUGCCAUCAAUGGGCCUUCUCAAUCAGACGAAGAGAAAUAAUCAUAGAUUGAAAGAGGAGUCUCAAGAUGUAACUUAAGCCAGACUGCUACUUGUAAUGUUUGGGAAGCUGCAAUGAUGUUUGGGAAACUGGUUUGUUGUCUUAUCUUAAACUGCCUUCACCAGGCAGUAAGCAGCCUUUCAUCAAGUAGAACUAAAAUUUUGUAGUGACUAAUCUUAUUUUAUAUAAUAAACACUUGAGUUCACUUUUAUC
Oryza brachyantha (malo sina) is the source of this 1537-nucleotide messenger RNA. RefSeq lists its product as uncharacterized. The record is from RefSeq and is a predicted model, not a curated record. The coding region runs from base 265 to 1326 and encodes 353 amino acids. The transcript is spliced from 8 exons. NCBI's taxonomy places the organism in Eukaryota, Viridiplantae, Streptophyta, Magnoliopsida, Poales, Poaceae.